Molecule: messenger RNA, 1788 nt
Organism: Phyllotreta striolata
Lineage: Eukaryota; Metazoa; Arthropoda; Insecta; Coleoptera; Chrysomelidae
Source: the annotation of a GenBank genome assembly
GGUUACGUUCAUCCGAAAUCGCAUAUGCGCCAUCCGCACACGUCGAGCGCCCACCGGCGCUCGAUUCGAGCUGACAUCCGGACGAACCUGAGCGACGACGUCGACGAGGCGGCCUCCAACGCGCGCGUCUACGCCAAGCAGGGGGACCAGCUGAUGCUGGAGUGCGCCGUCAACAUCAACUUCAGCACCAGCAUUUGGCUCAAAGACGGCCAGAUCGUGCAGACGAUCCUCAAGGACAACACCAACAACAAGCGCGUGAUAGGCCAUAGAUUUUUAGUGGACGUUAGUGGUAAUUUGUUGAUCGAUAACGUGAGGUUGGAGGACGACGGGCGGUGGCAGUGCGAGGCCGAGGACGCGUUCGGAUUCGUCGUGCAAGGGCGGCCCGUUCAACUGACAAUAUUGGAUGCACCGAAGAAGGCCUACUUAAUGAUCGACAACCGUAUACUCGAUCCCGGCAAUCCCUUUAUUCCCGUAAAGGAGAACUCCGAUUUGACGGUGUCCUGCGUAGUGGACGAGGGAAAUCCGAAACCCCAGCUCUCCUGGGAGCUCACUUUGGGCUCGUCGGCGCUACUGGAGAUUCCCGAAGUACCGCUGGAAGUGCUGAAUCUCACCGAGACGAUUCGCGACCAAAAAAUCGGCGCCAGGACAGAUGCUAGACUAGGACGAGUUCUAAGAGGACAUCACAACGCUACUUUGACUUGUUUCGUUAGGCACAUUGCUUUGGAUAAACCCCUUAACGCCUCCGUUUUGCUGAAUGUACAAUAUACGCCAUCGUUUGCGAUAUCCAGAGAGCCGGGAUUCGGGUUUCCCAUUCGGGAAGGAAUGCCGGUUUCGCUGAAAUGCGACGUCGACGCCAAUCCGAAGGCACUACCCAUUUGGCAGAAGGACGAUGGUACCCCUCCGGUACAGCAAACCCCCGACGGGGUUCUGAAUUUCACCGAAAUUAGAAGAGAACACAGCGGAUGGUACAAAUGCAUCGCGAGACAUCGGCUGGGUCGAUUCUCCAGCAUCGGUUAUUUCCUGAACGUUCGAUACGACACGGAUGUUACCCAGGAGCCGGACUUCGACGUCGGGGAGCUCAGUUCCACGGGGAAGCAAUUAGAAGUUUCCCUAGGAGGAGCCGUCCAGCUAGCCUGUCCUCCAGGUACUUCUGGUUGUUGGACGAGGGUGGAACCGGCGACUGGUAUGCUGGAGCCCUUGGGUGCUUCGCAGGAGCUAAGACUGGACAGUGUUAUUUACCAGGAGGGCGGCGAGUACCGGUGUGUGGCGCCCACUAAGGAGGCGACGAAGAGACUGGAUACCUUGAGGAACGCGAUGUCGAUCCAAGUCGUCGUUACGGGUCAACCAACGGUGGCGCCUACGAAUAAAAGUAUUACAGCUUUGUUUGGGCAGCCGUUAACGAUGACCAUGGAAUUUUGUGCCAAUCCCCCCUACACGAAAGCCUUAUGGAUAGCCAAAGACGUCAAACUGUAUAAACCUGGAGACGGUGAUAGUACUAUUAUGGCCUACGGUAUAACUAAUUUAUCUCAACCAAAUUGCCAUCAAGCCGUGCUGUUUUUGACGAAGGUGACGAGCACGGAUAUUGGCGAAUAUAAUUUCAUAGUGAAAUCUCCGAAUGGUAUAGCGGAGGGUAGUUUCCACGUGAAUAUGACGUACGCUAGUGGAUAUAACGUCCAGUUAGAGGAUGUAAUAGUGGAAGGAAGCAACGAUUCCUCCGGCCGGAUUUUUACAUCGUUCCCAAUACAUGUGAUUGUUCUAUUGAUACAUAUAAUUGUUGUUAACGACUGA